Messenger RNA from Phragmites australis (common reed), 3227 nucleotides. RefSeq lists its product as uncharacterized. Bases 138 to 2840 code for a protein of 900 amino acids. Gene Ontology annotation, molecular function: protein binding. NCBI's taxonomy places the organism in Eukaryota, Viridiplantae, Streptophyta, Magnoliopsida, Poales, Poaceae. The transcript has 21 exons. The record is from RefSeq and is a predicted model, not a curated record.
GUUCCAACGGGGCCUGAAAGCCGCUUGAAAACCACCCGGCCAUUCCGGGCAGGUCGGAGUGCAAACUACACAUGAUAGCUCUGUACCCGCCGCCUGCUCCGUUCUAAAACCCUAAACCUCGCCGUCGGCCACACGCCAUGGCCGUCUCCGCCCCUCGCCCCGGCUUCCUCCGCGAGGCCGAGCUCCGCCUCCUCCGUUGCACCCUCCCCUCCCCGGCCACCUCAGCUCCGCCGCUCCCCCCUUCGCCUCCCCCUGCCCACCCGCUCGGCGCCGUCGCCGCCUCCGCGCUCGCGGCCGUCGAGGCCGGCGACUACGAGGUAGCGCUCGGCGCCGCCUCUCCACACCUCAUCCCCGCCUACGCCUUGACCGCGCCCCCUCCCGGCUCCGCCUCACAGUUCUAUGCGGACCUCGCCGCCGCCGCCCGAGCGUUCCUGCAGGGGGAUGGCUACGGGGACGGCCAAGCGGCGGGCGAGGGGUACGAGUGCAGGUGCGCGGUCGUGCUCGCCGCCGCGGUGGCCGCACUGCUCGCGUUCACGCAGCAGAACGUGACAGGGCCUCCAAAGAACUUCUCUGCUUUCCCUUUCUGGACUUCAUCUUUGGAUGAAGGAUGGUAUAGUAAUCUUGGAGGCAUAUGGGAUGCAUGGGCUUCUGAUAAUUUAACUUCUUUUGGUUCUCAUGUUCAUGGGAAAUUUUCACUCUUGCAGUUCAUUGUCUUUGCAGAGCUUUUGUUUACAUGCAUACAGAGUCUGGAUCCCUCUGAUUGCUGGAGUGUGUCAUGGUGGUUGUUUAGAAUAUCGAUGUUCAAGCAGAACAUUUUAGAUGAGUUAUCAUCCUCUUUGUUUGAUCAAGUACAAGUGUACAAGAAUAAGACGUUGGGCCACUUUGGUGAAGUGGAAAAGGUUUCAACCUACUGGAAUUCUUUAUUGUGUGAUGAAGAAGGCUCUUCUUUCGUUUCAGUUGCUUUCUUAGAGGCUGGAAUUGCAGAGUAUAAAUAUGGCCGUGUUGAUGCUUCAAGGUUACAUAUGGAUAGCGCUCAAGAAGCAUGUGGUCUACACCUCUCCCUUACAGGGAUUCUUGGCUUUCGAACAAUACACCAGGUGGAUGCGAAGUCCCAAAUGGUGCUUGUUGCGAAGACCAAUAGAUCAGCAGCUGUUGAAGGACAAGUAACAGACCUCACAGUAGCUGAGAAUGAUGUUGCAGAUUUAAAAAGUGCAAGGAGCUCUGUUCAUGUUGAAAGUGAUGAAAUAUGUGACAUACUCAGAAUGCCCAGACUGGUGCAGGAUGUGUGUGAUUCAGCCAGUGAAAAUACAAGAGAUCCCAGUGAAACAAUGUCACUAUCAGCUAUCCAGCAGGCUGCUGUACUCGGACAAUGCUUGCAUGUGAGCCGAAGGAGUCGAAGUGAUGAAAUGUCUGGGUGGGAGAUGGCACCAUACAUAGAAUCAAUUGAUUCUCAGGACGAGUCUUACUUUGUGGUCAGGAGCUUGUGUGAUAUACUGCGUAUUAGGUGGGAGUCCACCCGCAGUCGGACAAAGCAGCGGGCACUAUUGAUGAUGGAGAAUCUGGUUGAAGAUAUUGGCAAAGAAUUACCUGUGGCUGCACAAAGAGCUAAAUUGGUUUUUGGGGUUCAUAUGCCAACUCUCCCUGCAUUAAGGAAAGAAUAUGGUGAACUAUUGAUAAGUUGUGGUAUAGUUGGAGAAGCACUGGAUAUUUUCAAAGAUCUCGAAUUGUGGGAUAAUUUAAUCUAUUGCUAUCGGUUAUUAGGUAAAGUGGCUGAUGCAGUUAGUCUAAUAAAUAUUCGGCUCUCUGUUACACCAAAUGACCCAAGGUUAUGGUGUUCACUUGGUGAUGUUACAAAUGACGAUGAUCAUUACAAAAAGGCAUUGGAAGUCUCAAAUAAUAAAUCUGCUCGAGCCAUGCGUUCUCUGGCUCGCAGUGCAUACAACAGGAAUGACUUCUAUACGUCCAAAAUCCUUUGGGAAUCUGCAUUGGCAUUAAAUUCUAUGUUUCCAGAUGGCUGGUUUGCAUAUGGUACAGCUUCAUGGAAGGAUAAGGAUCUUGAUAAAGCUGUGGAUGCAUUUAGUCGUGCUGUACAGAUAGAUCCUGAAAAUGGAGAAGCAUGGAAUAACAUAGCCUGCUUGCACAUGAUUAGAGGAAAGAGCCAAGCGGCAGUCCAAGCAUUCAGGGAAGCUGUAAAGUUCAAGAGGAACAGCUGGGAAAUUUGGGAAAAUUACAGUAAAGUUGCUUUGGACACAGGGAAUAUUCGACUGACACUUGAAGCUCUGAAAAUGGUACUGAGUUUGUCCUCGAACAAGCGCUUCAAUGUUGAUUUAUUGGACAAGGUGCUGGCAGUGCUUGAAGAACAACCUAUGCAUUUAUUUGAUACUCAAGAAUCGAAUCUCGUAAGCAACACAUCAGAUGAUGCAAAUAAAGAGACCAGACAAUCCAAUCAUUUGUUAGAUAUGAUUGGUGAUAUCCUUCAGCAGAUUGUGCGAAGUGGAGGCAGCAAUGCGGAUAUAUGGGGUUUAUAUGCAAGAUGGCAUAAAAGCAAGGGUAACCUCAUGGCAUGUUCUGAAGCUUUGCUGAAGCAAGUUCGAUCACUGCAGGGUUCAGGGCUAUGGCAUGACCAGAAGAAGUUCACAAAGUAUGCUCAAGCUUCUCUGCAGCUUUGCAAGGUGUACAUGGAAAUUUCUUCGUCAACUGGAAGCCGACGAGAAUUAUUUUCAGCUGAGAUGCAUCUUAAAAGUUCCUUGAAACAGGCAACAGACUUCUCAGACACCAAGGAGUACAAAGCUCUUGAGAACUGUCUUGAGGAAAUAAAGAACCUGAUUGGUGCUGCCUAGGCUUAUCCAGAUCUCACUUGAGUAUCAAGGUAAGCGUGCCUGCCUGGCAAAAUGCUGAGUUCCUAUCUGCCUGGCAAAAUCUUGAUUGAGCUAUGACAAGGAAGAAGUCUUUUGCUUUCAAAUGUUAAGCAUCAGUCAUGUCGCAUCACGGGGCCUCCAGUGUAAGAGGAAACGGUCAUCUUAACCUUUUGCAAUCUUUUCUUUGUGGAGGCCUAUCAUGUUGUAAUCAUAGUGGUAACUUACACAUAUUGUUGUAGAACUUUAGACCUCUGUGGAAAGUUUGUGCAAUUUUGUAGCAGGUUAUGGUUAACUGGCAGUAGUAAACAUUUUGUACUUCAAAUCCAAAGCAAAUCUAAUUGCCGAUUUGCCAACUUCCAGCCCCCAAAA